AUGUCAAAAAAAAGUAAAAAACCCGUAGAAUUAUCAGAAGUAUUAAAGAAUUGGCUGGAGCCACGGAUUGUUCCAAAGUUACAAAGAGAUUUGACUGUUGAACAGGCCUGGGAAGAUGUUAUCAAGGACAUUGCUAUAAAAGUAUUAUCAGAACUUUCUUUGGAAAAAUUUGCAAGUGCGAUGUCACGUUUGGCUCAAAUUGAUGACUUGAGCAGGCUUUAUUUAAUUGAAGAUUUACUUGCAAUAACACCAAAUCCUGAUAAUGCAGACAGCGAAACAACUGAAAAAUUACGAAAUGCUUUACUUUUAAAGCUUUCACCAGCUCAUGCAGCAGAAGAAACCACUUCAAUAGAAAUUGAUCCAAAUUUUAUGAAUAUAGCUAAAACAGUCUUACAGCAUUCUCAUAGAGAUUGGAUAGGUACUCGUGAGGCAAUCUCAAAAUUUCUAAAGGAUUGUACAGCAAAAUUUAAUUCUGAUAGGAAUGUAUUUAUAGUAUAUCCUCAUUUAGAUGAAAUCUCGAGACAUUUUUUCAUAGAAAAAGAACAAAGAACAAGCCUUGAAUAUUUUUUUAGUUGUAUCCAAACUGUUGCUAAUAAAAUGGGAAUUAAAUUUCAAGAUCUUGUAAAAACCAAUAUUUUGGAUGGUGACAAGGAAUUUUUUAAAUCGUUCGCAGAAAAUCAUUUUCUUAAAAUGCUAAAGCUAGAUAAUGUAGAUAAUCCAAAUCAUACAUGUUUGAUUCCACCAUUAAUUAGACCUAAAUGGCACAAUCAAGCACACUUAUUGAUGAUAAUAUUACAAAACGCUCCCAAUUAUAGUAUGCCACGUAAAGAUCUGAUUGAAGCAGCACUGUAUUUAGACAAAAGAAUAAGUCAUAAAACAGGCUUACCAAGAUGUUAUAAUGGUCACACGCCAGAAAAUUCAGCUAGUGCAUGUUUAACGUACGUUGCAGAAAAGUAUUUUAUACCAUUUAAGAAAGACCCGGGUUCAAAAUCUCAUUAUAAACUUUCAUUUACUCCAAAUGAUUUUGAUGAAUUUUAUGGAUAUUACAAUAGUUGGACAAAAAAAUUAAUAGAACAUGAUUGGCCAUUGUUAUUUGGAAAAUUAAAAGAUAAUGUAUCUUCAGACAAAAAAAUUUUUAUGCUUUCAGUGGGUGUAGACACGAAUGUUGAUAUGACUUGUGUGCGAUGUUUAGAAAAAAAACAUUGUGAUUCAAAAUUUCCUUCGUGUUCUAAAUGUAAAGAAAACGGGAUACUAUGCAUUUACACAUUGACCAAAAGAACAAAGACAUUCAAAGGAAAAUCAAAAACCUUCAUUACCGAAUCAAACCUUUCGCCAGUUACAGCAAAAAAACAUGCACAUAAUAAUUGUUCUAAAUUAAAGAAUAAAGACAAUAACGAUCACAUAUUAGAUAAAUCUUCUUGUGAAACCACAGAUAGUAACGCAUCGUCAGCUCAAUCAGAAUUAAUAACUUAUAUACAAACAGAAGAAAUUCAUGAAUGGUUUGAUUAUAGUGCCGUUCCAAAAAGCAUCGAUGAACUUGUAGAGGUCAAGCCAUCCACUAUUCCCAAUGCAGGUAACGGAUUGUUUGCUAAACGAGAUAUUCCUAAUGCGACGCCAUUAGGGUUUUAUUUUGGUGUCCCAAUGCUUGAAGAAGAAUUUGAAUUACAUAAAGAUAAUAUUGGAAUGGCGGCAGAUUAUUCCAUGAGAUAUAAACAUACAAUACUAGAUGCAACAGAUAAAGAUGGAAUGCCUUACACUGAUCAAAAAGGAAAUGUUUAUUGUCCGUUUCAUUUUAUGAAUGAAGAUCCAUCUGGAAAUAUGAUAUUUCUAGAAGGACAUGAGAUUAAUCAGGUUAUAUGUUGGACCAAUCGAGAUAUUAAAGCAGGAGAGGAAUUAUUCGUUUAUUAUGGUGCAGAGGUUGAUAGACAAAACUGGAUGUUACAACCUAGACAAGACUGUCAUGACAGAGAUGAUUCUGACGAGAUACCUGAUUCUGAUAAAACAACUGAUUCGUCGCCGAUCAAUAAAGAUUAUGAAAAUUGUAUAGAAAUAGAUAAUAAACAAUUAAAAUCGAUAGAAAACGAGUAUGAUCAUAAAAAAAGGAAAAGCAAAGGAAAACCAUCACCAAAGAAUAAAGUAAUAAAGUUAAAAAUAAAAUAUCAAAGUUAA
Molecule: messenger RNA, 2169 nt
Organism: Entrophospora sp. SA101
Lineage: Eukaryota; Fungi; Glomeromycota; Glomeromycetes; Entrophosporales; Entrophosporaceae
Source: the annotation of a GenBank genome assembly